This is a messenger RNA of Saccharomycopsis crataegensis, 1413 nucleotides long. Its product is annotated as Hsp20/alpha crystallin family protein. Gene Ontology annotation, biological process: response to heat; response to hydrogen peroxide; protein complex oligomerization. Bases 1 to 1413 code for a protein of 470 amino acids. Lineage: Eukaryota; Fungi; Ascomycota; Saccharomycetes; Ascoideales; Saccharomycopsidaceae. The transcript has a single exon. The record is from RefSeq and is a predicted model, not a curated record.
AUGUUCCAGUUUCCACCAGCAGGCACUCCUAAUAGUGCCAAAUCCAAACAUCAUCAUCGUCGGAAGUCGUCAGGGGCUAAGACUCCUCAUGGGACUCCAGUAUCUGGGAUACCUCAAAUGAAUCACCAAACAGGUGGAUUCCCAGGAAUGGAUCCACAAAUGGCCCAGCAAUUCCAACAAGCAGCAGCAGCUCAACAGGCAGCAGCAGCACAACAGGCAGCAGCAGCACAACAGGCAGCAGCAGCACAACAGGCAGCAGCAGCACAACAGGCAGCGGCACAACAGGCACAAGCUGCUGCUGCUGGGAAGUUUUUUCAAAAUCAAUUUGCCUCUAAUCCUCAGAUGCCUCCACAAUUCGCCCAGCAAUUUCCUGGCCAAGCAGGUUUUCCUGGCCAACAGUUCCUCUAUGGUCAACAGCCACCACAGUAUGGAGCCGGGAUGGCUGGUGUUCCACUAAUGGGUCAACCACAACCACAACCACAACAAUCUGGAGUUCAAGAUCAAAUGCAACAAACGUUCAUGCAAUCGGUAUUGACCCAGUUCUAUAAUACUUUACCAGAUGCGGCAAAACAGUUAUACGCUAGUCUUGUUCCUCAAGCAAGAAUCCAACUUUUCUUUUAUCUUAGGGGAAUGUCACAAACUGCUCCCCCUGGGUUGACUCCCCAAAUGGUCCACGAGUAUCGAUUCAGAACUGACGCGGCAUACGCCCAACAAUUUGUGACAAUGCAAAACGCCAAUAAACAAAAGAAACCUAAAGAUGAUUACGGAUCAAGCGAUGAUGAAUAUUAUGACGAUGAUGGGGAAAGUCUUUGGAAUUUGUCGGAUUUUGAAGAUGGACUAGGUGACGAAGUGAACCAUAUCUUAAGCCGUCGAUCUUCGAUCAGCAGUCUUGGAAAGGAACGCAAGAUUCAUCAUGAUAGUGAUGAGGAUGAUAUCAUUGAUAAAGUGAUAAGGAAGUACGAUAACAAACGUUUACUUCGUAAAGAGCUCAAGAACCGCUCGAGAUUCAGAAAACAGUAUCUUUAUGAUUUAUCGGCAUUUAACCCAGCAACCGUCGAUCAAAAAAAACUCGGGGUGGUUCCUCCAAUUGAUAUUCUUGAAUUCGAUGAAGAAUACGUUAUCAAUGUACCAUUACCUGGUACCACUAAAGAAGAAAUAGACGUGGUGUUUGAUUUUGAUCGAUACACCUUGAUCAUCAGUGGGGAGAUUGCAAAAUACCCACCAGAAUACUAUAAGAACAAUGUGAGGGUGUCUGAAAGACCGGUUGGUAAGUUUGAAAGAUUGAUCCCAUUGCCUCCGGCCCCAAGAAUCAAUGAAAGGGAUAUUGACACCCGUUACAGAAAUGGGAUUCUAACGUUACGAGUUGCAAAAUACAGUGAUGAGAUGAAUCAAGUCCAGAUCCCGUUGCAAUAG